AUGGCUGCAGGUCAUACGCGCUACGUGCGCUACAUUGCGCUCGCGCUUUUCACGCUCACUAUGUUCUACUUCUUCUCCAAUUCCAAGAUCGAUACCAUCCCCGUUCCUGGCAGUGUCGGUAACUUCCCAGGCGGUCCUGGAAGCCCCAGCCAGCAGCAGCAAGCUCCUGGCACCAUCCCCAAGUCCCCUGAUGCCGGUAACAACGUCAACUUCCCCGGCCAGCAAGCACCUGUUGCUGAGGAGGGAGACACUGCCCUCACCAAGGACGAUGCUCCUGCUCAGAAGCCCGCCGGUGAGGGUGCCGGUGCUGCUGGCGAUGCCCCCGCUGUUCCUGCUCCUCAGACUCCCAAGGAGGGUCCUGCUUCUGGCCAGCUUGUUGAGGCUCCUCUGGCUAUGUCCCCCAACGACCCUGGCUGGAGCAACCUCCAGGGCACUGCUCCCGGUCCCCGUAUGAACGCUACAUUCGUUACUCUUGCCCGAAACCAGGACGUCUGGGAGAUUGCCGAGUCCAUUCGACAAGUCGAGGAUCGUUUCAACCGCCGAUAUAACUACGACUGGGUCUUCCUCAACGACAAGCCCUUCGAUGAGCAGUUCAAGAAGGUCACCACCUCUCUCUGCUCUGGUAAGACUCACUAUGGUCUGAUCCCCGAGGAGCACUGGUCUUUCCCUGAGUGGAUUGACCAGGAGAAGGCCCGCAAGGUCCGUGAGGAUAUGCACGAGCGAAAGAUUAUCUAUGGUGAUUCCAUCAGCUACCGUCACAUGUGCCGAUUCGAGUCUGGUUUCUUCUUCCGACAGGAACUCAUGAUGAACUACGAGUACUACUGGCGUGUUGAGCCCUCUGUCAAGCUCUUCUGCGACAUCCACUACGACCCCUUCCGUGUCAUGCACGAGAACAACAAGAAGUACAGUUUCGUUCUCUCCCUCUACGAGUACAUCGACACCAUUCCUACCCUCUGGGCUAGCACCAAGAAGUUCAUGCAGAACCACCCCGAGCAUAUCUCUUCCGAUAACUCUAUGCGCUUCCUCAGUGAUGACGGUGGUGAGAACUACAACAAGUGCCAUUUCUGGUCCAACUUUGAGGUUGGUAGCUUGUCCUGGCUCCGCAGCAAGCCUUAUCUCGAUUUCUUUGAGUCUCUCGAUAAGGACGGUGGUUUCUUCUACGAGCGAUGGGGUGAUGCUCCCGUCCACUCUAUCGCUGCUGGUCUUCUCCUUAAGAAGGAGCAGAUUCACUUCUUCGAGGACAUCGCCUAUUACCACGUUCCUUUCACUCACUGCCCCACUGACGAGCAGCGACGUCUGGAUCUCCGUUGCCACUGCAACCCCGAUAACAACUUUGACUGGAAGGGUUACUCUUGCACUUCUCGAUUCUUCGAGCUCAACGGCAUGGAGAAGCCCAAGGGCUAUGAGAAGCAGCAGUAG
Fusarium tjaetaba is the source of this 1419-nucleotide messenger RNA. Its product is annotated as alpha 1 2-mannosyltransferase. The transcript has 4 exons. Gene Ontology annotation, biological process: protein O-linked glycosylation; cell wall mannoprotein biosynthetic process; protein N-linked glycosylation. The coding region runs from base 1 to 1419 and encodes 472 amino acids. Gene Ontology annotation, cellular component: membrane; Golgi apparatus. NCBI's taxonomy places the organism in Eukaryota, Fungi, Ascomycota, Sordariomycetes, Hypocreales, Nectriaceae. The record is from RefSeq and is a predicted model, not a curated record. Gene Ontology annotation, molecular function: alpha-1,2-mannosyltransferase activity.